Molecule: messenger RNA, 1509 nt
Organism: Neofelis nebulosa (Clouded leopard)
Lineage: Eukaryota; Metazoa; Chordata; Mammalia; Carnivora; Felidae
Gene: KLK13
Product: kallikrein related peptidase 13
Exons: 4
Coding region: 253-1152 (299 amino acids)
Biological process (GO): proteolysis
Molecular function (GO): serine-type endopeptidase activity
Source: RefSeq, a predicted model, not a curated record
CACCUGGUAAAUACGUGUUGAAAGGAUGGAUGGAUGGAUGGGUGGAUGGGUACAUACUUACUGCCUAGGUAGAUCUAUAGGUCAGUCUCCAUGGUGGGAUGGGAAGACGCAGGUGGGGAGAAAGUCAGGCUUGUUCCAUGGACUCUGUGAGCCCCCAGUGGAGUUAGCACUUAUACAGAAAAGGACAUCAUCACCUCUUUGCCCUGACUCCUCUCCACUACAUGGAAGCUGGCAACUCCCAGAGGCCAACAAAUGAAUCAUCAAUUCCUGGUCACCCAGAGCAAAAUUCUGACCCUCUCCCCAAGCCCAAGGCCUCCUUCUCCCCCUGAGCCCCAAUUCCCUAACAUUUUCUCUUCUUCACCAGGUAUCUCUCAGGAGUAUCCCAAGAUUCUCAACGGCACUAAUGGGACCAGCGGGUUUCUCCCGGGGGGCUACACCUGCCGUCCCCACUCUCAGCCCUGGCAGGCAGCCCUACUGGUGCAAAAGCGGCUGCUCUGUGGGGGAGUCCUUGUUGACCCCAAAUGGGUCCUCACUGCAGCACACUGUCUGAAGGAAGGGUACAGAGUUUACCUGGGCAAGCAUGCCCUGGGGCGUGUGGAGGCCGGAGAGCAGGUGAGGGAGGUAGUCCGCUCUAUCCCCCACCCUCAAUACCAGAUCAGCCCCACCCACCUGAAGCAUGACCACGACAUCAUGCUUCUGGAGCUGCAUUCACCGGUCCAGCUCACGAACCACAUCCGUGUUGUGCCCCUCUCCCAAGACUGCCUCCCUGCUGGCACCUGCUGUCGGGUGUCUGGCUGGGGCACCACCACCAGCCCCCAGGUGAGUUACCCCCCAACCUUACAAUGUGCCAACAUCCAGCUUCGCUCAGAUGAGGAGUGUCAUCAGGUCUACCCGGGGAAGAUCACACCCAACAUGCUGUGUGCUGGCACAGAAGAGGGUGGCAAGGACUCCUGUGAGGGCGACUCCGGGGGCCCCCUGAUCUGUAAUGGAACACUCCAUGGCAUCAUCUCCUGGGGAGACUUCCCAUGUGGGCAGCCCAACCGGCCUGGUGUCUAUACUCGAGUCUCUCAAUAUGUUGUGUGGAUCCGAGAAACGAUUCAAAAACACAGGACCCAAGAGUGGAAACGGACGAAGGGGAAGGGCCCACAGUAAAAGCUGAGUUGGCUCACCUGCCUUCUUCCUCCCUCCCUCCCUCCCUCCCUCCCUCCCUCUGCACCCUCCUCACUCCAUUGGCCCAGCCCUUCUCUGCCCCUCCCAAAGUUCCACUUGAACCAGUGAUCCGUAUUCUCAGAACCUCUGAUCCCGGCCAACAUUUCGUGUUUCAGAAGCAUUCAGUCACUUCCGAUAUCAUGGUCUCCCACAUACUGCAUCCUGAAAUACCUCAGUACCCUCAAUAUCUCAACCCAAUGUUCCAGGACUCCCACUGUUUCAACAGAAUCCCAGAUAGCCAUCUGAAUGUUCUGUCUGUGGAAUACCCUUAAAUACAUUCAUUGACUCAUCUCAACAAUA